Molecule: messenger RNA, 8692 nt
Organism: Hirundo rustica (Barn swallow)
Lineage: Eukaryota; Metazoa; Chordata; Aves; Passeriformes; Hirundinidae
Gene: XRCC2
Product: X-ray repair cross complementing 2
Exons: 3
Coding region: 28-864 (278 amino acids)
Biological process (GO): double-strand break repair via homologous recombination; DNA strand invasion
Cellular component (GO): replication fork; Rad51B-Rad51C-Rad51D-XRCC2 complex; centrosome
Molecular function (GO): four-way junction DNA binding; ATP binding; ATP-dependent DNA damage sensor activity
Source: RefSeq, a predicted model, not a curated record
CGGCGGGCGCGGGGCCCCGGGGCCGCCAUGGCUGACGCGUUCGGCGGGGCGGAGUCGGGCACGCAGCUGCUUGCACGACUUGAGGGCAGAAGUUCUCUGAAGAAUCUCGAACCUAAUCUGUUUGCUGAGGAAGGAUCUCCUGUUCAUGGAGAUGUUAUUGAAUUCCAUGGCCCAGAAGGGACGGGAAAAACAGAAAUGCUUUAUCACCUUCUAGCCCGCUGCAUCCUUCCCAAAGCAGAAGGAGGACUGGAAGUAGAAGUCAUGUUUGUUGACACAGAUUACCAUUUCGAUAUGCUCCGCCUGGUCACCAUUCUGGAGAACAGACUGGUGCAAGGGACAGAAGAAAUGAUAAAGCAGUGCCUGGGAAGGCUUUUCCUUGUGAGCUGCAGUAGUAGCACCCAGUUACUCCUCACUCUUUACUCUCUAGAAAACCUGUUCUGCGCUCACCCCUCGCUCUGUGUUUUGCUUUUAGACAGUUUAUCAGCUUUUUAUUGGAUAGACAGAAGCAAUGGAGGGGAGAGCCUCACCUUGCAAGAGACGAACCUGAAGAAAUGUGCUAACUUCCUUGAAAAGCUUGUGACACAGCACCACUUGAUCCUCUUUGCAACAACACAGACACUAAUGCAGAAAUCUGCAAACUCUACAGAAAGCUUUUUACCUUUAAAACUUCCACAUGAAACUGACACAGACUACAGACCGUAUCUCUGUAAAUCAUGGCAGCAAAUGGUAACCCACAGGAUAUUUUUCUCAAAGCAGUGUAAUUCUGGCAACAGCAAAGGUUUUACUGUAGUUUCUUGCCACCUCAAAAGGCACCAGAUCGUAAAACGUUCAUUUAGUGUUGCAGAAUGUGGAGUUCAGUUUUAACACGAGUUCAUUUUGUAAGUGUUUAUCAAAUCCUGGUGCUUAAGGCCUGAUUAGGUCUAAGUAGCUUUUAGUAACUUUUCAACUAGCUGGUUGUUACUGGGUGAUUGAUAAUUGUUGUCACCAUUUUCUUGAAAUUCGGUGAAGGGCAGGGAAUGGUAAAAUUUUUGAAUUACUUUAGCAAUUUAGUCCAAACUACAGAGGAAUGUUGACAUUACUUGCUUGUCCUUAAUCAAGAAAAUGGUAACCAAAGACACAUAAAGUCCUGGUAUCCUUCAGCAAUCUAACCUAUGUGGCCAAAUGCCUAUUGGAAUUUCUGGGCCUUGCUGCUUUACACUCCUUCUUCUCCAAACUCCAGAAGUAGGAGCCUACUUGUCUGUGGCAGAAGUUGCAGAGAGGCCAGAGUUCACUCUUUAUAAACAUUGGCCUUGGUUUAUUCCCUCUAGCUUUGGGCAUAAGAAAUGCUGAUUUUGCUUGAAGAAGAGGAUCCAUUUUCACAGGCUGUUAAGUAGUGGUGAUCCUGGCUGUGCUGCUUCUCCUGGCUCUCAGCCUCUCCAUUUACAUUAGCGAGUGCUCAGAGGAGCUGGGAUUGCAGGUGUUCUGACCCUUACCAACGUCUGGCAUUGAAGAAUCUUCAGCUAUUAAAGAAAUAGAGGCCUGAUUUCCAUAACUGAAGGAAAAGUAAAGACCUAGCUCUGGGUAGCUGUGAGUUUGUGCUGCAUGCAGCAAACAGUUUAGUUUUUGAAAAUAAUUAAGUGCAAGUUACGAGUUGUUUUGGGAGUGGAGGUUGUUUUUUUGGUUUUUACCAUUUUUUAAAAUGAUGCACAGACUUUUUUCUCUGCCCUCCCUCAUUAUUCCUUCCCACUUCUUUCCCUUCCCCACUCUCUCUAAGAAAUCCAGGAAUGCCAUCCCUCUAGUCUUUACCAAUAUGUAUUUGCCACAUGUAGAACAUUUGUGUGCAGGAUUUGGCAUGUAACGUGUUGCAAUUCUGGCAGAGAAGAUUCAGAACUAAUGAGAAACGCCCUACAGUUCUGGCAAAGAACACCACAUUAUUUAUGAACCUAGAGUGCCCUUUGAAAGCUUCAAAGUGCUUUACAAGAAAGAAAAUUGCACGCAGUACAUUAUUUAAUACAAAAACUUACAUUAGCUACAAAUUCAGAUUACUCAAACAAGGGGGAAAUACUUCUUGCAGCGAUGUUUGUUCAGUCAUGUUGCUCAGCACGUUUUAUAGUUUAGAUUGACGAGAUUAAUAACAAAAAUGCAUAUUAAGAAGAAGUAUCUAGCUCAGUAUCUUUUUGAGGAAUAUGCCUAAAAAACUGUUGUGAGACACUUACCUUUGAAUUUCCUGACUUCUGAAGCAGUUUUUUCAAGUUGAAUGUAUGUCUGGAAUCCCAGCUGUGUAUAGUUCAGUUACCCUCUUGGGUUCCACUGUGUCUGUGCGCAACGAAUUUGGUUUAAUUAUUCUUUCUGUGGGAAAACUUCUUUUUUUCCCUUCUCAUUUUAAACCUUCCAUCUUAUCACUUCUUCACUCCAUCAGUUCUUUUACUCUGACACAUGAGCAAACUUUGCCUUUUCAACAUCUCCCCAGAGCUGAUGAUUUUAUAGAAUGUCACUUCAUUUGUGCUUUCUCAUCCAUCAGCACCAAUAUGUGUUUUAUUUCAAAACCCACAUAAGUACACAAAUCCAUGAAAAAAUAUAGAACAAGCAUUCAGCCUAGAGUGGACCCAAGUUUACCACAGUAGAUACUUCCGCUAUGAAUUAUGAUAAAAGAGCAUUGCUGAUUUUUUUGUAAAAAAGAAUGGGAAAUUUCAAGUAGAGAUAGAGAACUUUAAAAUCUGAAAAUUGUAGGACUGUGUAAUUUCUACUAGAAAAAAAUAAAAAACAGCUCCCCCUUUCCAUUGGAGAAUACAGCUCCAUUGAUGAUUAACUUCUUCAUAAAAUCAUACUUGCUUGAGAAUAUGCUUGAGGAAGAAAAAAUUGAUAUGUUCUGGCAUUCCUGUCUGGAAAAAAAGCUUUUAUAUUAUUCACAAUGUAGUUUUUAUUUUACAUUGUACUAUAAAAGAAAUGCCUAAAUUGAAAUGAAGCCAAAGUUCUAGUUGAUCAAAAAGAACACCUCAGGAAAUUUUGAAACUUCCCAGUUUUAUUUUUACUUUGAAUGCAGACAGGUUUUUUAAAUUCUCUUUUAAUUGUAUUAUUCAUGCUCUGCACAUUUGUUUUAGCUGUAUAGCAAGCCUGGAUUUCUGAGGUGCUGAGCAUCUACAUAUCCCUAUAAUGCUGCAGUAGAGAUAGGCAGUAAUCUGGGAGUUCACUGACCUCAUCCUCUGACAAAAUUAUGCCAUUUGGAAAAAUGAACCUUUAGGACACAAGUCUCAAAGAUGCAGUGAUAAAGAACCCAGGAAACAGCAAUUUUAUUUGUAUUAGUGCUUAAUGCUCUGUGGCUAUUUAACAUGUGGUUUGCCAUUUUUUAAAUGGAGAAUUUUCUCAAAAUUUUGUACCAAUUGUAGUUAAUGGAGAGUGCAGUCCUUCCUUGUGCUGGAGGAACAGUGUAUGAAAUGUAGCAUUACUGGAAUACUCUGGUUAAUGCAGAUCCUCCUCUUUCACCUAGACCUGAGGUACCAGCCUGUCUCCAGCCCAGUGUCUCACCUGGGGUGCCCUGAGCUGCUGCAGCUCCAUCUCCCAGGGAGGAAGCAGCUUUCGGGUUAGUAGGUCUGUGCUAAAUCAGCCCUGCACAAGAGCAUGGAAUACAUGUAUUCCUGAGCUCUGAUUUACUCAGGUAUUUCUCAGAAAUGAAAAUCCUUUCAUGUCAGUGCCAUUGUUCUUCAGCUCAGGGUGGUAUUAUUAAGGCUUUUGUAGAUUCAGGAACUUUUUACAUUCCUUAGAAUUUUGUUUGUUGUUUCAUAUGCGAUGUGGAAUUAAAGCAGCAAGCUUGAAAUAAAGAGGAACUAGUUCACCCUUUCCCCCAUCCUUUUCAUAACGAGAGGGCUCCAUAGCAAAACCAAAUUAAGGUAUUUUGCAGGUUUUAUAUUUAUUUUCUACUAAACUAGUAUUUCUAUGGACACCUGGAAAGAAAAUGUUGAGUUUUAUAUUCAGUUAAAAGUUCUUUAUAUUCCUAGACUUUAUAGAGCAAAUAAAAUACAAAACAGUUUGCUUGGUUUGAGUUUGCACUUGCACAUAAAAUUCAAGUUUCCUUUUUCUUAUAUAACUAAUCUGAGAAACUUAAGUUUCCCUGGAGUUUGGAAAUGGCAGAAGAUAAAUGUUCUCCCAUGGAAACAUACUUGCAGUUGUAUUUUUGCUGUAGAGUAAUGGAGAGAGGAAGAGGAAAUACCACUUGGAUGGCAGCUGUAUGGAAGCCUUGGACUGUGUCUGAAGAGGAACAUAACUUUUUACUUUUCUGUGUCUGCACUAAUAAAAUGUCUCUUGAACCUCUUCAUUCAAAUGUACUUUUGAUAUCCAAAUACCAUACUGGGGCAAAGGGCAGCAUCAUUUUGCCAUCACCAGGCCUGAUGCCAAAGUUAACACCCACCCCAGGAUAAAGCUGUGCCACAGCACCAAGCUCCAGCUGGUGAAGGACGUUGCAGUGAAUUCACACCUGUGUAAAAGCUGCAGACAGAUGCCAACAACUACAGAGUAGCACAGGAUCUCUGCAUUUAGUAAAGAAGGGGAGGCACUGGAAGGGCUUAGAAGACUUUGGCAAUGGGAAAAAAAUUCAGACAGGUAAAGGAGCAUGAGUAUAAUGGAUUUGCAUGAUCUGGAUGGAAAACUGAUGCUCAGCAGCAGUGUCUGAAAUCAAAGGUCUGGCCAUCCCUGUGUGCAAGAGAAGACAGCAGAGUGGCACUGGGCUAUGAAUAACGUAGAGUGUGACAAAAGGGCCCAUGGACUGUUCACAGACCUGUGUAGCAUGGUAAUACUUUCAAAGAGAAGGUUGACUAGAGUGGACCUGUAGGUUGUUCCCAUCUGGGAAUAUGGAUUCCACUAUGUAGAUGCUUUAUAGCUGAUUUAUAAUGAAAAUAUAAAACUCCACUGCUCUGGACCCAGGAGGAAUUAACUGUAAAAACAGACUUCCUGUUUUAUGUUGGGGGUUUUUUCCCUCCAGCUUUAGGCACCUUCCCAACACUCAGCUCUUAGCUCCAGAGCUCUCUUGCAGCUUUCUGUGGCAGGAGCAAGCUUCACUGAAAGUGAGUCGUUCUCUCCUUUGCUGAAGGUUUAUGUACACACUUUAUUACUGGGCUACCCAGAGAGGGAAGCUUGAACCCAUGUGACACAUCAGUGUUACUGGUAAGUAGCUGUGGAGGCUUGAUUCUGUUGGCAAUCAGGAGUAAUGUCACAUUUGAGCAGAUGAUUUUGAAGAAACAGGGCUGUGACUUCAUUUGGGAAAAGUCUGGCACUCUUUCCUCUGCUUUCCCACCCUGCUUUGCACCAUGCCCCAGCCAGCUGGUCGUUGUACCUGUGUGGGCCUCAGUGCUCCAGGAUAGCGGUGACAAGAUGUCACCGCCUUGCCAAAUGUUGGUGAACAGCCAUGUUUGGAUCUUGGCACUCGCGUUCUGCAGGAGCUGGCACAACCACUAGAGUUAAUUUAAACCUUUUGCCAGGUUUCUUUCUCAUACAUCUCACUGGGCCUGUGCUAAAGACCUCCUGGCCGUGGGGGAUAUAGGAAAGAGAAGAAAUCUUGGUGUUUGAACAUAAGGACAAGAUUUUAGGCCAUUGCUCCAAAAAGAGGCCAAGCAAGGCUGUGAGAUUUCUGCAGUGGCAGACAGAAGUCAAGGUCUCAAAGGUGGCUUGGCAAAGGUCAAGGAAUGGACUCUACAUCUGUCAAGGGAUGAAUAAUUUUGACUUGGAAUAUUUGCACACUCUCACACUGCUGAUGGAGUAGACAAUGCUCUGGUGGGCAGUGCUGUCUCUGAGGCACUCUGGCUCCAUCACUGACAGUUCUGUCUCCAUCCCAAUAUCUCUCUGAGGAGGGGAGUGAGAGGGGAGAGGGUUGAAAAGAGGGAAGGCUGUUAGAGAAACUCCUCAAUGCUUUGCUGAUGUAUGGGAAACAGGAGAGCCAUUUGGUCAUCAAAAGUUGGCUGGCAAAGGGCUCCAUUUCUCUCCAGAGGCUGUAGAAAAAUGCCAAUAGUAGCGAAGAAUGGCUUAGCUAAAACCAGCACACUCUCAAAAGGUCAGGGGGAGCCUGCAGCCCCCAUGAAGAGGAAAACCUGGCUGGAGAGAAGACACCACCAGAGCUGCUGUUCUGCUCCUUCUAAUUCCUGUGAGCAUGUCCUGCUGGACAAACUGCCACUGGAGAUGGGACACUGUUCAACUCCUUCUGGGAAGCAGAAAGCUGGUGGGAGGCCACCCUGUCCCCAUGGCUGCUAAGCAAUCUUGCCUGUGAUGAUGAGCAUUCACUUACAAGGUCAUGGCUAAACUUUCCCUCAUCUUUUAUUUUAAUGCCUUAACUCCAUGGCUCUGCAAUGAUACUGCUGCCACUGCUUGCAUUUCAGUUACCAUAGGCAUCAGUGGCACUUUUCUGAUAAAAAAUCACAUUUUGUGAAAUUACACAGGUGCUUGUAUUUUCACCCGUGAGAAAAAAAAUGAUGCUUUAAAAAAAAAUUUAUGAAUCCCCUAAGCAAAUGCUAUAGACCAGUUGCAUAGGCAAUGAAGUUACAGAAGCCAGUGGAGCCAGGAAUUUGAAUAGCCCACACAGUUAAAGGAAAGGGCUCACCAUCUUUAAAAUCCAUGGAGGCAUUCCAAAUAUGAUUAUUCUGCAAUCCUGUUGACAACAAAUCUUGCAGGCUGACACUACAUGCCCCUUCCCAUUGAUUGUAUGGCCUGCACAAGCACUCUGAGCCUAUUAAGCUUGAAGUCCCUGCUGCAGAUAAUAACUUAGACAUUUCAGUCCCUCAAGCAGACACAAAAAGUACUUACUAGCACAGUUGUCAAUUUUGUGGAAAUGUCCUGUGGGAUUCCGUAAGUAUCCUAACAACUGGCUGAGCUCUUUCCUUCGCUCCCACAGGUGUGGUUAAAUCAAGGAGCAGUCAGUGCUGGCUGGAGGCAGGCAGAGCUCAGCUGCCUGGUGCCUGCCAGAGAGUGUCUGAUCCACUGCUGGCUGCUAAAUGCUCAGGAAAGGCUCCAUCUCCCACCAUGGCAGAGGAGUCAGUGAGACCUCCCCUGGACUCAGAAGGGAAAUCCUAAUACAACUGAUUUUCAUCAUGACACAGCAGCAAAUCAGCUUUUCUCAGUGGUGGAAAUGGGAAUUUCUGACAUUCUCAGGUCUUUGCUGGUUCCAGAUCAACUCACACUGAUGUCAGUAAUUCACCCCCGUGACCGAGCAUCACGGCACAGCCUGAAGGGGACUCACCUGGGGGCACCUGCUGGGAGGUUCAGCACGGCUCCUGGACCAGGGCACUGCUCCUGGCAUCCCUCAUGGCACAGGGAGAGCCAGCUCUGCUCCUCUCUAGAACUGCACAAUGCUCACCUGUGGUGGCAGUGACUCCCGACCACUGUCACCCCUAAAGGAAACGGCUGUCUCUCAUUCUGAUCAAAUUCCAUAGCUCUGCUCAUGGCUCUGCUCUGGUGGGAUCUUGUGCCUGUAUUUUGGGUUGAAGUCACUUCUGUUUUGUAAAGCAGCUCAAGUGGUUUUCCUGCUCUGUAUGAAGGAUAAAGGUUGCAUCCACCAGUCUCGGUGACACUUUACCCACCCUCAUGGCUCUACUGGCUAUGAACCAAAUAGUAAUGAGAAAGAGCAGCAUAACAGAGUGUCAAAGUUACAAAACAGGCUUUUCUUUUUGUCUUGGUUUGGGGUUUUUUGCUGCUUCUAAUAGCUCUUCUAGGAAACAAAAUUUCCCAAUACUUCCUUUUCUGGUAAGACAGAGUGUGUGUGGUAUCCUCCCCCAAAGGCAAGAAAAGGACAUUCUCUGGUUUUUUUUUUUGAACUGAAGCCAUACUUCAGUUUGGGCUGUGCAUUCCAGUGUCGCUCCACUCGUGAAUUGAUCAAAGAUACCAUGGACAAUGGGAAAAGUAGGAGGGAGUGCUUGAACACGUGUGCUGCAGACAGGUGUUUAAAUGAAUUCACUGCAUAUGAAGAAAAUUCCGAACUUUUCCUUCUGAAUUUGCACUUUUAUAUGAACAGCACAGUUGAAUUAGAGCCUGAAGAUGAUAAAAAUGCAGACACACAAUAACAAGGCUGGUCUUCUAGAUCCUUUGAUCCUACAACCUGUUUUCUCCAAGAGCAAGGUUUAGCUUCUAGGAAAAUAAAGGUGACACAAACAAAAGUGCUUUCUGUUAGGAUAAGAAACCAUCAAAUAUCAGUGCAAAAUUUCAAAACCUGCUGAAUUCUCAGUAUGUAGAAUUGGUCCUGGCUACUCUCUGCUCUGUAUGAUUUCAGUGUCACUGUUGUCCUGUCAUUUAUUUGAAGCCAAAACCAUUAUAUUUGGGAAGCAGGUAGGCUUUCAGACUCUCCAAAACCAAUUCAGUAUAAUUAUGGGGUAGGAUGUACUAAAACUAAACUGUUAAUUCAUACACAAACUAAAACAUAUAUUUAGCUGCCUCCAGGAUUCUUGUGAACAACAGCAACACACAGAUAGGACAGAAUGCAUUUAUUUCAUCUUGCAAAGCCAUCAUGACGUGAAAGAGGACAUUCAAAGGCAAAGGAAAAAUCCUUUUGUUUAAUGAAAACUGAAUGGGAGGUACAUUUUCUUACACUGUGGUCUCCCGUCCCAGCUCCCCUCCCUGUCUGAAACACUGUGCCAAAGCUCAAGCAGUAAAUCUCUCUCUGCCAAAAGAAGCCUGCUGGAAACCAGAAUAAAUACAAGUGGAGACUGGAGUAGAGACUGAAGCCUCAUCUCAUUUUGGA